Phascolarctos cinereus (koala) is the source of this 963-nucleotide messenger RNA. Its product is annotated as olfactory receptor 10A5-like. NCBI's taxonomy places the organism in Eukaryota, Metazoa, Chordata, Mammalia, Diprotodontia, Phascolarctidae. Gene Ontology annotation, molecular function: G protein-coupled receptor activity; olfactory receptor activity. The record is from RefSeq and is a predicted model, not a curated record. Gene Ontology annotation, cellular component: membrane. Gene Ontology annotation, biological process: G protein-coupled receptor signaling pathway.
GCAGUCUCUGUUCCAAUGGCUGAGGAGAAUUGGACAACAGUGGAUGAGUUUGUCCUCCUGAGCUUCUCUGCCCUGCAACCUGAGCUCCAACUCCUGCUCUUCAUACUCUUUCUCACCAUUCAACUUGUCACCUUGUUGGGCAACACCCUCAUUAUAGUGGUGACUACUGCUGACUCAGCCCUACACAGUCCCAUGUACUUCUUCCUCAGGAAUCUUUCUGUGUUAGAGAUUGGCUUUAAUAUGGUCAUUGUACCCAAGAUGCUGGGGACCCUAUUGGCUCAUGAUGCAACCAUUUCCUUUCUUAGCUGUGCCACUCAGAUGUAUUUCUUCUUCUUCUUUGGGGUCUCAGAGUGCUGUCUCCUGACCACGAUGGCAUAUGACCGCUAUGUGGCCAUCUGUGAUCCCUUGCGCUACCCAGUUAUCAUGAGUCACAGGGUCUGUGUCCAUCUGGCUGCUGCUUCAUGGCUAUCAGGUCUUCCUGUGGCCACUGUACAGGCCACAUGGCUCUUCAGCUUCUCAUUCUGUCAUUCUAAUAAGGUUGACCACUUUUUCUGUGACAGCCCACCUGUGCUAAAUCUGGUCUGUGGAGACACAACCUUGUUUGAGGUCUACGCUAUUAUAGGGACCACUGUGUUUGUCAUGACACCCUGCCUCUUUAUACUGAGCUCUUAUGCCCGUAUUGUUGCUGCCAUCCUCAAGAUGCCCUCAGCUGAGGGGAAGCGCAAAGCCUUCGCUACCUGCUCUUCUCAUCUUGUUGUAGUAUCCCUCUUCUAUGGAUCUCUUAGCCUCCUGUAUUUUCGGCCCAAGUCCAAUAACUCUCCUGAAAGCAAGAAAGUGCUUUCACUAUCCUAUACAGUAGUGACCCCCAUGUUGAAUCCCAUCAUCUAUAGCCUGAGGAACAAUGAAGUAAAGGCAGCACUUUCUAGGACCUUCCUCAGAGCAAUAAGAUUUUGCAAACUAUGA